Aspergillus japonicus CBS 114.51 is the source of this 1099-nucleotide messenger RNA. RefSeq names its product proteasome core particle subunit beta 6 (gene prs3). The transcript has 2 exons. NCBI's taxonomy places the organism in Eukaryota, Fungi, Ascomycota, Eurotiomycetes, Eurotiales, Aspergillaceae. Bases 148 to 930 code for a protein of 260 amino acids. The record is from RefSeq and is a predicted model, not a curated record. Gene Ontology annotation, cellular component: proteasome core complex.
AUCAACAUCCAACCUUCUUCCCGAAUUUACCGCUUGCCGUGGCGGUAAUAGAAAGUGCUGCAAGAAUCCAUUUCACCUUCCUACUUCGCAUAGCAUUACCUUUCUUUCCUCUUUGUCUUCCGUCCUCUCAACAAUUAUUUGUGAGCAAUGGCGACUUUGCUCAGUCAACCUCACGGUGAAGCCAUCGGAUAUUCCUUCACUCAGCCAACGAGUGUUCCGAACAAAGAGCAUUCAUUCUACCCGUACACCGACAAUGGCGGUUCAACUUUGGGCAUCACUGGCUCCAGCUUCGCUAUCCUUGCUGGUGACACUCGGUCCGUUGCAGGCUACAACAUCAACUCUCGAUACGUUCCGAAAGUGUUCAAAAUCGGAGGUGAUGAUGAAACUGGCGAGGGUGCUCACAUUCUCCUGUCGGUCGUCGGCUUCGCCGCAGAUGGCCAAGCACUCAAAGAAAGGCUAGACGCUGUGGUAAAGAUGUACAAGUAUCAGCACGGGAAGUCAAUGUCCGUUGGAGCUUGUGCUCAGCGCCUGUCGACGAUACUCUAUCAGAAACGGUUCUUUCCCUACUACGUGCAUGCUAUUCUAGCAGGCUUGGAUGAGGAUGGCAGAGGUGCAUUGUACAGCUACGAUCCAGUAGGGUCGUACGAGAGAGAACAAUGCAGAGCAGCUGGGUCUGCGGCGAGCUUGAUCAUGCCAUUUUUGGACAAUCAGGUCAAUUUCAAAAACCAGUACAUCCCUGGCAGUGGUGAGGGCCAUGCUCUGGAGCCCAAGAGAGCAGACCCAUUGUCAAGAGAGACUGUUGAGGAGCUCGUACGAGAUGCUUUCACAAGUGCUGUUGAAAGGCAUAUUGAAGUUGGUGAUGGUCUACAGAUGAUGGUCAUUACUAGCGGAGGUAUAGAGGAGAUCUACUAUCCUCUGAAGAAGGACUAAAUUCAUGCGUGUUCCCUUGCCCCAGUAUGAUUGGCGAAUGAUAGCAGAAGUGGACGGCAUCCUUCCUUAGUAGUGGACUUAUUACUGAAUACAGGCUAUUUUCAAGUGAAUGUUGUGUCAUCGUCUCAUUGAAUUUUAUUGAAUCAGAUAUCACCUUUCCCACAACGCC